AGAGAGCCGCGCCCCUAAUGCCAACCCUCAUCGCCUCCACCUCCUCCUCGCCGCGGUGCGCCCACUUCGCCUGCCGCCGCGGCACGCGCACGCGCCGGCUGCCGGGUCCGGCACUGGCUGAUGCCCACCACGGACAAGGCUGCGGGAGGCCGCUGGGCCGCGCGGCCGGGUUCGUGGGCGGCGGCAUCGCGGCCGCGUUCUUCGCGUCCCUUGAGCGUUGCUCCUGCGUCGAAGUCCGCACGAUGGAAGACGACCUCCUCGACGACGCCGAAGCCGAAGCGGCGACCCUGAUGCUCGGCCCCGCCGGUGGAGGAGGCAGUAAGAAGAGCGCGCCCGGUGGGAGGAGGGCGGCCGGGAAGGGCAAGCGCGCUGGAUUCGGGUGCUGCGAGAAUAGUGCUAGCAGUGUUAGUGUGUAAAGUAUUGUACUCCAUCGAUCCAUCGAAGCUGUUGAGAAUUCUGACGGAAGGUCGAUCCAUGUACCAAAGAAUUGUUUCGGUCCAUCUGUUGGUCAAUUAAGAAGAUCUCUCGCUGAUGUAUGCUUGCUUGCUUCCUUGUUGCGAUGAAAUUACAUAUCAGUUUGAAUGA
Messenger RNA from Phragmites australis (common reed), 585 nucleotides. RefSeq lists its product as uncharacterized. The record is from RefSeq and is a predicted model, not a curated record. Bases 18 to 416 code for a protein of 132 amino acids. The transcript has a single exon. NCBI's taxonomy places the organism in Eukaryota, Viridiplantae, Streptophyta, Magnoliopsida, Poales, Poaceae.